Molecule: messenger RNA, 706 nt
Organism: Solanum pennellii
Lineage: Eukaryota; Viridiplantae; Streptophyta; Magnoliopsida; Solanales; Solanaceae
Product: stigma-specific STIG1-like protein 4
Exons: 1
Coding region: 1-555 (184 amino acids)
Source: RefSeq, a predicted model, not a curated record
AUGCAGCUAAUUGUAAGCUUGAUUUCAUUUUUGCUAUAUUUACAAGUAGAAAUUGUUGGAGGGUUUCAAGAAAAUGUCACAUAUAGCUCGUUCAAUUCUUCUUCAUCAUGGCUUAAAAGAGUAGUGAAGAAUCCACGAGCCAUUGGGUGCGGGAAUAGGCCCUGGAUUUGCAAUGAAGGGGACUUUCCUCCAAGAAUAAAGAAGCGUUGUUGCAGGAAUCGCUGUAUUGAUGUCACAUCUGAUGUGAAUAACUGUGGAUUUUGUGGAAUUAGAUGCCCCUUCACAUGGCAAUGCUGCCAAGGAAUUUGCAUCGAUACUAACAUGAGCCCUUUUCAUUGUGGAAGCUGUGUGCGUAGAUGCCAGCCUCCAAGCCUUUGUUUUAAUGGAAUGUGUGGCUAUGCUCAACCAAUGCCCCCCUGGCCGUUCCCACCUCGGCCACCAUAUCCGUUCCCACCAACACCGCCUCGUCCACAAUAUCCGCCCUUUCCUCGGCCACCAUAUCGGUACCCACCAAGGACGCCUCAGCCACCAUGCUCACCCCCGCCGUUGCUUUAAACGGAGAACCUCAGUAGAACUCUCAAAAAUCAUCGCCAUUUCUUAAUUUCCUUCUUGACUUCUUUCUCCAGAGUUUGAUUCUUGCUCAAUUGUUCAUAGAAGGAGGACUGCACUGUGAUAUCUCUGUGGAGUCUUCAUCUAAAAAGUAUAA